Rhizophagus irregularis DAOM 181602=DAOM 197198 is the source of this 456-nucleotide messenger RNA. Its product is annotated as mitochondrial 54S ribosomal protein bL12m. NCBI's taxonomy places the organism in Eukaryota, Fungi, Glomeromycota, Glomeromycetes, Glomerales, Glomeraceae. Gene Ontology annotation, biological process: translation. The record is from RefSeq and is a predicted model, not a curated record. Gene Ontology annotation, molecular function: mRNA binding; structural constituent of ribosome. Gene Ontology annotation, cellular component: ribosome; mitochondrial large ribosomal subunit.
UCAAAAGAAAGAAUGCCUGCACCUGGAAAAGAUGCUGCAGUUAAUCCGCGUAUUGCCAGUCUUGUGGAUCAAAUCGCAUCGUUAACUUUAAUUGAAACUUCAGAGCUAGUACAAUUAUUAAAGACCCGUUUGAAUAUUCAUGAUGUUGUACUGCCAGCUGUUAACGUGGCUGCGUCAGCUAAUCCAGCUACUGCACCUGCAGCUUCCGAUCAUAUUGAAGAAGAAAAAGCUCCGGAGAAAACUGAGUUUACUGUCAAACUAGAAAAAUAUGAUGCAGCAGCCAAAACAAAAAUAAUUCGUGAAAUUAAAAAUCUUAUGCCUGGAACAAAUCUCGUGGAGGCUAAAAAAUUUGUCGAAAGUGUUCCAAAGGUUAUAAAGGAAAAAGUAAAUAAAGAAGAAGCAGAAAAGAUUAAAAAGACUCUGGAAGGUCUUGGCGGCACUGUCAUAUUUGAAUAA